Anthonomus grandis grandis is the source of this 939-nucleotide messenger RNA. RefSeq lists its product as uncharacterized. The record is from RefSeq and is a predicted model, not a curated record. The transcript has 4 exons. Bases 76 to 870 code for a protein of 264 amino acids. NCBI's taxonomy places the organism in Eukaryota, Metazoa, Arthropoda, Insecta, Coleoptera, Curculionidae.
AAUUUUGACAUUUAUCGCUAAACACCAAAAUGUGCCAAAAUUUGCAGUAAAAAAUAAUAAUGACGUAAAUUCGCAAUGGGGAUGUUUUUUCCGUGUUUGGCGGCAGCCUGCGCCAACGGGGCUGCCAUAAAAAUUUUCAGAGAACCGACGACAACGAGCAACGGGCCCCUUUUCUCCCUAUACAUUUUCAUUUUCACUUGCUUUCUGUUAAUGUGGAGUGUCAGGAUUUACCCAGGAAACCUGAGGAAAGUGGGAAAACUACAAUUUAUCGUGGAAUUUUUAAUAUCAGAUUUCCUUAUGCAAAAUCUUAUUAUCGACUUUUGGUUUCCACUAGAAACAUUGGUUAUGGAAGGUUUACCCAACCUUGGACAAACUAUUGAUGACUGGGUGGCAGUGGGAGAUUGGAACGCAGAAGUGAUAACGGACCUCCUCAAAAACGAAUCGGCCGGGUUUUACGCCAGUUACUUCAUGUCGACUUUUUUCCUGAUCAUAACUUUGCAUGCAUGUCGAAUUAUAGAUUUAAGGACCCUUACGCAAGAAGGUCCAAUGUGCUUUUUCAAAGAAAUUGGACGCAAAAUAAAAUUAACGAUCAGACGGCUCAUUCGCAAAUUUGUACCGGGAAAACGAAGAGUAAAAAUUAAUGAGCGCAGAAACACGUGUCGGGACUACUGCGCCUUCGGACCCCAGAAUCCACAUGUACCUGAUAGUAAGGAUUAUUGUUCCCAGCAGGAUCACGCUUCUCGAAGAAGGAGAAGAUCAUCAUGUAGUCCGGCUAAAAGGUAUUGUCCAGUCCAUAAUCCAAUGCCACCCAUCGAUUUUUCAGAUUGCAGUGAAACGAGCACUGAAGAUUUUAGAAAAUCAUCAUGUUAAUCGGUGCUCAGUGGAGAAAAUGUGAUUUGUGGCCCUGUCAAUUUAAAAUUAAUACACCAUUAAUGUAAA